GUGUCAUCUACUCAUCUAUCAUCUUCCUUCAAUCCAAAGUUUACGUUCAGUCUGCUAUUUAUCAGCAGAUAGUGUUUUUAUUUUGUUUCUUUUUAGAAUUGUGAAUUUUAGGUUCAGUUUAGAUUAAUAAUAUUACUUAACAUAGAUAUUUCCUUCUUUCAUCUCUUCUAAAUUACGAGUUACGUGGCAAUCAAUUAUUAAUUAUAACCUAUAAAUGGUAUUUUCAAACGUGUACUAACCUAAUAAAAACAUUAUUUUGUUUGGACCAUUAAAAAAUGAUAGAAGUUUCAGCAAAACUUGUUGGAGGACCAAUAUAUUUGCCUGGAGAGAGUAUAGGAUGUUGUAUAACUUUCACGAACCCUCCAGUGCCCUCUGAUACAAGAUCUAGGAGUAAUAAAGAUGUCCUCGAAACUCUUGCGUGGGCUAGUGCUCAAAUACAUUGUUUGAGAUCCACUAGUGAUAAAAUCAACAUAUCAACACCAGAAGCUGUGGUACCUGAAGAAGUGUGUAUUUCCAGCUCAGAAACGUCUUUUGCUCCUUGUAGAGGUGAUCGAGGGAAGAUAGUUCUCUCUACGAAGCCAAAAAUAUUAUUUUGUGAUCUCAGAUUGUCUCCUGGAGAAAGUAGAACAUAUCUUUAUACAGAAGUUCUGCCCAACCAAUCACCACCUUCAUAUCGUGGCCAACUUGUCAAAUACUCUUACAAGAUAACUGUGGGAACACAACGAGUCAAUUGUCCUAUCAAACAACUUCGAGUUCCCUUAAGAGUACUCGUUAUAAGUGGUACUCCAGAGAUAGUGACAAGCGAAGAAAGCGUGGACUUGUCGCCGAGCAACCCUUUUCUCGAGGAUUCCAGUGAGAAGUCAGGGUCGGCACCACAACAGCAUGCUGCCAUUGAGCUAAUGCAGAAUAUCACCGCUAGGCGCAGUCCAAACGUCUACAACAUUACACACACCAAUGGCAAGGUGGCCAGAUUCUGCCUGUUCAAGCAGGCGUACAAGCUGGGCGAAGACAUAGUGGGCACGUUCGACUUUGUGGGUGCAGCGGUGCGCUGCGUGCAGCUGACGGUGACGCUGCAGUGCGAGGAGGUAAUCGCCGACGCCUUCCGGGCCAAAGCCAAGCAGGACCGGGCCGUCAUCUCCUACAGCAACUGCCACGAGGUCUGUCUCAGCGUGCGUCAGUGUGUGCUCAAUCUGCCCAUUCCGCUGCACGUCACACCCGCCUUCGACACCGAUGUUGUUUCAUUGAGGUGGCGUCUGCAUUUCGAAUUUGUUACUACAGAUUCGGACUCUGAUCUGUUUUCUGUGGAAAAGGACUCUACGACGUGGCAAGGCCCACAAUCGCUGUCCAUUGAGACGAUGAUCUGGGAUCUGCCCAUUCAGAUCUAUCCCACCGUUCUCACUCCCGAUCCCCAUUCACAAGUCAAAUAUAGUAUUGAUAUAUAAGUAUAACUUUCCAGUGCUUUAGUGAAUUUUUAAAGCUGGACUGUGUUUUACGAUCAAUGGAAGCAUCUCUUGGAGACCAUUCAGCUACAUCUAUUAUCAUUUCCACACAACGCAUUGACGUAUAUAAAAUAAAACAGAAUGACUUCUUUAUUUGUUGACAUGGUGAAGUUUGGACAGUAAUAUUUACUCUACCACUUAACCACGUCUUCCAAAUACAAUGGAAAUGAUACAGAGAUAAAUUAGAAACAGAAGGAAAAUAACCAAUAAAUGUGAAAGUUCUAAAGAAUAAUUUGUGAGUGCCCUUCUCUAUUAAGGAGUGAAUUUUAGCUGUAAUGAAGUGGUGAUAGUCUGGAUAUAAGUUUCCCUCCAUUACAGUUGUAUUUUAAAUCACAAGCGUUCUUCUCAGAUGAAGUGGCUAGAAAAAUUUGCAUGGUUAGCAUAACCAUGAAAAAUGUGUAUCUACUUUUUGUAAAUACUGUGUGUUAAUCCCACAUACAGAAAAUGUAGAGAAGGGAGGUCACUAACUAAUAGUAGGAAUGCUGCUCAGCUUUUUAAUAAAUUAAAAUAAACUAAGGAACUGUUUUUUGAAAGCGAGAAUCAGUUUUGAUGGCUGAAAAGUACAAGAUCAAUAUUGGAAACCUUGUCAAGAUCGUUGUUAAAAUUGACAAAAUGAGAGGUCAAUGGUACGAUGGAGCUUCCCUUAUGAGUAGGCAAUUUAGAGUAAUUCAAGCUGCUACAUAAGAGUGUGAUUACUAUAGGCAUUGUAUACACAUUUUUCCUCAGACUCUCUCCAUUUCUGUUUGUCAGUGUUUGUGUUUGCUAUAUAUCUUUAAUAAGAACAAUAAUAAUAUUGUAGUUAAAUACUAGCAUAAUCAUUCCCUAUCUUGAUUCGUGGUGUUUCUAGAGUUUCUUCUUGUGUACAUAAAAAUAUUUAUAUCUAUAACUAAAAUUAUUUGUACAGUCGACAAUGUAAAUAAAAAAUUUGUAACAAUGA
This is a messenger RNA of Nilaparvata lugens (brown planthopper), 2436 nucleotides long. RefSeq names its product RAB6A-GEF complex partner protein 2. Gene Ontology annotation, biological process: retrograde transport, endosome to Golgi. Gene Ontology annotation, cellular component: Golgi membrane; Ric1-Rgp1 guanyl-nucleotide exchange factor complex. The coding region runs from base 276 to 1442 and encodes 388 amino acids. The transcript is spliced from 7 exons. The record is from RefSeq and is a predicted model, not a curated record. NCBI's taxonomy places the organism in Eukaryota, Metazoa, Arthropoda, Insecta, Hemiptera, Delphacidae.